This is a messenger RNA of Seriola dumerili (greater amberjack), 3411 nucleotides long. It is a transcript of the gene acsl1a, whose product is annotated as long-chain-fatty-acid--CoA ligase 1-like. Gene Ontology annotation, cellular component: membrane; endoplasmic reticulum. The record is from RefSeq and is a predicted model, not a curated record. Gene Ontology annotation, biological process: long-chain fatty-acyl-CoA biosynthetic process; very long-chain fatty acid metabolic process; long-chain fatty acid metabolic process. Gene Ontology annotation, molecular function: arachidonate-CoA ligase activity. Bases 126 to 2219 code for a protein of 697 amino acids. The transcript is spliced from 21 exons. Lineage: Eukaryota; Metazoa; Chordata; Actinopteri; Carangiformes; Carangidae.
UAUUAGAGGUCAGUGUGAGUCCUUCUAAUAGCAACUGCUGCAGCACAGGGCUAAACUACACCUCUCCAACUUUGGACACAGUCUCUACUUUUCCUCAUAUAAACACUGGUCAGUGCAGAACAGCCAUGCAGGCUCAGGAAGUCCUGAGACAGCUGCGCAUUCCCGAGCUGGAUGACGUUCGGCAGUACGUGCGCGGCUUGCCCACCAACGCACUCAUGGGUAUGGGUGCUUUCGCUGCCAUCACCACCUACUGGUUUGCCUCCCGGCCAAAAGCCCUCAAACCGCCCUGUGACCUCAGACAGCAGUCAGUGGAAAUACCAGGUGGAGAACGUGCACGAAGAUCAGUGCUCAACGAUAAUGACAUAAACAUGACGCACUACUACAACGAUGCACUCACAAUGUACGAGGUGUUCCAGCGAGGGCUCAGAGUAUCGAAUAAUGGACCUUGUCUAGGAUCAAGAAAACCAAACCAGCCGUACGAGUGGCAGUCUUACAGAGAGGUGGCAGACAGAGCAGAGCAGGUCGGGUCUGCCCUCCUUCACCGAGGACACUCUCAUACAGGAGACAAGUUCAUUGGUAUUUUUUCCCAGAACAGGCCAGAGUGGACCAUUUCAGAGCUGGCCUGUUACACAUACUCCUUGGUGGCAGUCCCCCUGUAUGACACACUCGGCACAGAGGCAAUCGCCUACAUUAUCGAGAAAGCUGCCAUCUCAACCGUGAUCUGCGAUGUGCCCGAAAAGGCUCGGAUGAUUCUGGACUGCGUCAGCGGGAAAGGCCGAACUGUGAAGACGAUUGUGCUCAUGGAGGCAUUUGACAGUGACCUGGUCACCCGUGGACAGGAGUGUGGCAUUGAAAUCCUGAGUUUGAAGGACUUUGAGGCCUUGGGUAAAGCAAACCACCAGACACCAGUGCCCCCAAAACCAGAGGACCUCGCACUCAUCUGCUUUACGUCCGGAACCACAGGAAAUCCAAAAGGUGCAAUGCUUACUCACGGAAAUGUAAUCUCCAACACUGCAGCUUUCAUUAAAGUAACACAGGGCUCACUGAAGCCCAGUACUAAAGAUGUGCUCAUCUCCUUCCUCCCUUUGGCCCAUAUGUUUGAGAGGGUGGUGGAGGGAGUCAUCCUCAUCCACGGCGCUCGAAUCGGCUACUUCCAAGGAGACAUUCGACUUUUAAUGGAUGAUUUGAAAACGCUGCAGCCAACAGUCUUCCCUGUGGUCCCACGUCUCCUCAACCGCAUGUUUGAUAAGGUAUUUGGUCAGGCCAAUACACCGCUGAAGAGAUGGCUGCUGGAUUUUGCCUUCAGGAGGAAGGAGGCAGAGCUGAAAAAUGGCGUGGUCAGAAAGGACAGCAUGUGGGACAAACUCAUCUUCAAAAAAGUACAGGCCAGUCUGGGCGGUCGUGUGAGACUCAUGAUUACAGGAGCAGCACCGGUGUCACCGACCAUCCUGACGUUCCUGCGAGCUGCUCUGGGCUGUCAGUUUUAUGAAGGCUACGGUCAAACUGAAUGUACAGCUGGUUGCUCCAUGUCAAUGCCUGGAGACUGGACAGCAGGUCACGUGGGGCCUCCUCUGCCCUGCAACGCGCUCAAAGUGGUGGAUGUGGCAGAAAUGAAUUACCUGGCAGUCAAUGGAGAAGGAGAGGUGUGUGUCAAAGGACCAAAUGUAUUCCAGGGAUACCUGAAAGACCCUGAGAAAACAGCCGAGGCAAUCGACAAGGAUGGAUGGCUGCACACAGGAGACAUUGGGAAAUGGCUUCCCAAUGGCAGUCUGAAGAUCAUUGACAGAAAGAAGCACAUUUUCAAGCUGGCACAGGGGGAAUACAUCGCCCCCGAGAAGAUAGAAACCAUCUAUAAUCGCAGUGAUCCGGUGGCCCAGAUAUUUGUACAUGGUGAUAGCUUACAGGCAUGUCUGGUGGCGAUAGUGGUGACUGAUCCAGACUUUUUACCUAUUUGGGCCAAGAAAAAAGGGAUCGAAGGAUCCUACUCUGAACUGUCCAGUAGCAAGGAGGUGAAGAACGCUAUUCUGGAGGACAUCCUGAGGCUGGGCAAAGAAGCAGGACUCAAGUCUUUUGAACAGGUGAGAGACAUUGCGUUACACACCGAGAUGUUUUCUGUCCAGAACGGUCUCCUGACACCCACCCUGAAGGCCAAGAGGGCUGAGCUUCGGAGCCACUUCAGAGAGCAGAUUGAUGAACUUUAUGCCAAAAUUAAGAUCUAAACUGGGCUCAAGGAGUAAUGUAGGGAGGUGACAAUCAUUAAGAGCGCACAGCCAGAACCAAAUAGUCUAGUGAAGGGGAUUUACCUCAAUUUUUCUGCCAGUGACUAUCUUUACAAAUUUGUGAGGCCUUCUUUUAAACAAACUGAAUAAUGAAUCUCAGUUUGAAGUAUGUAUCGUCCCCACUUCAAUUAAUGAUUGUACAGCUGAAUUUUCCCUCCUGUCACUGGCUAAUUAGUUCAGAUUAUUCCAGAACACGUCACUGUGUCACUAGUAUAAGAGUUAGGGUUAAAAAAACACAAAGGGGAAAUAUGACGUGCUCAUGCCUUAACUGCCAAUAAGUCUGACUCCUUCAUGGUCAGAAAGGUCCAACCUCUGCAAACAUUUCAGUUUCAGUCAGGUUUAAUUCUUGGGAGCUGGAAAGAAAUCUUAUAAAUAUGCUUUUACAACAGUGACAAAUAUUACCUAUUUAUCUACUAGACUAUUUAAUGUUUUGGUUAUCUAUUUAAGCUGAUAUUUAAUGUAAUCAUUAAACCUGUAAAUACUGUAUCUGCUAAAAAUGUGUAUGCAGAGUAUUGAGCCUGAUACUCUCUAUUGUUAACUCCCUGCAUUCCCAUGUUUCUCAGUGCUGCAGGCUAAAGGACUGAAAAAAUCCUGUUCUGGUGCACAAUGUAGUUGAUAGCCUUCUGGGAAUCAUGUUGCUUGACAGCCAUUUUGUGCUUCUUUUUGGUUGUUUUUCUUUUAACUGCAUGAAAAAUAUUGAAUGUUACAAUACUCUUCGUGCAGUUCCUCCUUUCAAAUUUCAGUGCCACAAGCUGCAGGAUAAAAGGUGCAUUACAUCAUUUGUAUGAUGUAUGCAGGGGAAAUAUUUGGUAAUAUUGAAGGAGCCAGUCUUUCAAAAUGAAUUCCAGGUCCUUUCACAUUAACUUACACUGACGGUCCAUGAAACCAUCAGCCUUCUGAGAAACAGCACUUCAGCUGUUUUAACACACAGCUUUGUUGUGAAGUCAGAGGUUUUUGCUAAACUGUGUCGUCAUGCACAUCAAAUCAUGUCAAGGACUCCUUGACAGUUCAAGCCAUAUUGUCAUUGUUUUUGUUAUGAUAUGAAAAGGGUAACAGUGCAGUUUUGUGCUGGAGUUACGUAAGUACGGUAUCUAUAUUUGUCAACUGUACCAAAUAAAUACUUUCUUCCAGA